CACAACGUCAAAUCCAUGUUGCAUAUCUUGCUGACGCAAUCCACACGUGGCAAUGUACACGUUCCACUUUGACAGCUGCGCAAUUGUGAAAUUCAUUGUGAACGAGCGUUUGUUAGAAAUUUUGCGCUUUGCGAAUUUGCAUUUUUACUCAACAUAGAUCAAUUCAAAUUAGAAAAAUAUUUUUUUAAGAAAUGUGUGCUGCUAAAUUAGAGGAAGCGCUCAAAGAUUGUAUAAUAAAUUUCGACACUCGUGUGCUGCUAACGGAUUUAAUAAAUGAGUAUCACAUGCCAAUUGAAGAAAUUAGUUCUACGCUAACAAAGUAUUUGAAGCAACAGGAGAAGGAAGGCACUAAAUAUGAAAAGCGAUUUGUUAUCCAUGGUAUUGAAAAAGAAGAUGCCACUAAAGAGGUAUUUACUAUCGUGAAAGGUGAAACAAAGUUAAAGGAAUGGUUGAGUAAAUUGAAAGAUGCCGAGUCCUCACUUUACUCGGUUGAGAUUGCCGGUGGAGCAAAAGCGCCAGCGGAAGAUUUGAAACCAGUAACAUGGUGCGCUAUCAAGAUAGAAAAUUUGCAAACGCGUGUGAGUGGAGCUAAACAAUUCAAUGGAGAUGUAACAAAAUCAAACGCCAGUGCAUCUCUUAAGUUGGAAAGUAAAUCAGAUGUGAAACAGUCAAAAGGUUUGGCGAGCGCAUUUACCAAAACUAAACCUAGCAAUACUACCGAUAGUACAACUUCUACUAAUGCUAAAAAUAAAGAUGCUGGCACAUCUAAACCUAAAGCAGAAACUAAACCUAGUAGUAGCAACAACACUUCUAAACCUAAAGCAGUUGCAGCGGAAAAAACAUCGCCACAAGCUAAAGUAAAAAGCGAAAUUGAUGCUGGCAAAAAGACCUCACCGAAAACAAACGAACAGAAAAAACUUUCGCCAAAGGACAAAAAGGCCGCAGCGGCAGCAAGUGGUCAAAAAGGUAUUGGCAACUUUUUUGUGCCCAAGGGUAAAAAUGCGGCCGAAACUACAAGUAAAGCUGCUACCGGUGUUAUACGUCAAAAGUCUCCCCAAAAAUUGAAUGACUUCUUUAAAAAACAAACUGAUACCAAAGAAGCACUCAAAAAUGAGGAGAAAAAAGCCAAUACUUCCGCACAACUAUUCGACGAUGAUGACGAAGAUGAGGAGAAGGAGGACAAUAUGGCAGUAGAUGACGAAGCGGAACCAGUUGAAGUGCAUGUAGAAUCAUCAGAUGAGGAAGAAGAGAUUAAUAAAUUGCGACGCAAAGUGAUAGAAGCUGAGCGGGAAGAAGCAGCUACAAGCAGUCGAAAACGUUUACGCAUCGAAGACUCAGAUGAUGAAGAUAAUGAAGUGGAACAAGUGGACGAGCAACCACAGGCAAAACAAGGCAAAUUGGAUGAAGCAGUAGUAACCGAGAUAGAGGAUACACCGCUGAAAUCAGAAACAUACUUAGAUGAUGAUGGAUUUGUCAUAACAAUUAAAUCAAAAACGCGCGCAAAACCAGCAACAACAGCGGCAGCUGCACGUCAAAAGACACCCAAGAAGUCGAGCCCAAAGGAAAGUAAAUCAAAGCCAACGCCAACGCCAGCCGCCAAGACGAAGCAGGGAAACAUAAUGAAUUUCUUUAAAAAGAAGUAGUUGUUACGUAUUUAAUAAUUGUAUUAUGUAGUUUUUUUAUUUAAGAAUUUAAACUUUAUUGAAUAAAAUACGAGUUGUAUGCAUACAAACACUGUUAA
Molecule: messenger RNA, 1741 nt
Organism: Zeugodacus cucurbitae (melon fly)
Lineage: Eukaryota; Metazoa; Arthropoda; Insecta; Diptera; Tephritidae
Gene: PolD3
Product: DNA polymerase delta subunit 3
Exons: 1
Coding region: 192-1643 (483 amino acids)
Biological process (GO): DNA synthesis involved in UV-damage excision repair; DNA strand elongation involved in DNA replication; DNA replication
Cellular component (GO): nucleus; delta DNA polymerase complex
Molecular function (GO): DNA-directed DNA polymerase activity
Source: RefSeq, a predicted model, not a curated record